CAAAUUGUCAACCAUAAUGCAUUGCGCAUAAAUGGCCGCCAUGUUGCUGCCGUCUGAAAGAUGUUCGCAACUGUGUGUGUUUACUAAUGAAUUUUAAGGACUUUAAUAGUUAAAUUACUGUGUUUGUGAAAUUGUGAGUGUACAAUGAUUUUCUAUUUCAUACAUUGUUGUGAUUGAAUAGUCUGUCAAAUGUCUCUGAAGCCAAUAAACAGUGAAAUUUCCUUUAGAUAGUCAUUCGGUUCGGACGGCAUAAUGGCUGACAAUCUGAUUCAAAAGUCACAUAAAACUAGUGAGAAAAACAAGUAUAACAACGUCGUACACCGAACAACGAGCGAAUCUCUUCGGCUGAACGAGUCGGAGAAGGGAGUGACUCACCCGACAAGUCUUCAGGCCGCCCAUAACCCAAGGAAAAUAUCUUCAUUUCAGAUCACCAGUGUGACGGUCGGCUCGCGAGUGAGCACCGAUGCAGGCGAGGACUCCGCCGACGAUCUAGAUGAAUCUCACACCGACGACAUAUCGAGAGUGACAGACAUUGAGAAUGAAACACCGAGUUUCUCAGAGGACACGUUCUCUAAGGACGACGUGUUCUACAACGCGUCGAGCGCAUCUCUAGGCUGCGCGCCCGUCAUUCCGACCAGCUCGCAGUACGGGCUCGCCAUCGUCGGCCAGGACAACGCCAACAGCCAGCCAGGGGGAGCAGUGCCAAAUAGUAAUAAUACUGAAGUGAAUGACAUGCACGUGAGCGUCACCAACGCCGGCGCCGGCAGCAUCAUCAAUCUCAUUGGAAAUGCGAAACCGCAAGAAGGUAUGAAAGAAAUACAAGAACAUGUCAGAAACGAAAGGUUUAAAGUCGUCAAAAUCGAGAGCACGGAGCCGUUCCGCAGAGGCAGAUGGAUGUGCAUGGACUACCUGGACCACACCACUCAGCAGAAUGCGCCCAUCACGCUCAACAAUAAUUUGGAUGUGUCUGACACCACAACGCUGCAGGCUCCUGACAGCGGUGUAGUGAUUAACGAUAGUCAACAUGAGGAAGUGUCUAAUGAUCUGACAAAUAAAGUGCCCAAAGAUCUUCAAGGUAAUGCACCUACUGUACAACAAUUGGAGCAAGCCCUGCAAAAGCAGUUUCCGAUGGCAUCUCCUGGGCAAUCUUUGACGCAGCCUAUUAAUGUAGUCCAGCAACAAAUGCCUGUGUCCCAGUCAGUGUCGGUGCAGUCACCCCCUCUAGAAAUGCCUCAACAAAUGCCAAAUCAAAAUAUGCAGACAAGUCAGCAAGUGGGCCAGCAACACCCACAGAGCAUGACUCACAUCUCAAUGCAGAAUGCUCCACAAACUCAUCCGCAGCCUCCGCAGCAGCAGCAAGUGCAACAAAUUCCUCAGAGUUUUCCGCAACAUCAGUUGCAACAAGUCAUAGCUCAGUCACAGGGAAUCGCUAUGCAGCAAAUUCCUAUGCACCAGCAAAUGCCACAGCAAAUGCAACAGAUGCCCAACCAGCAAAUGCAGCAGAUGGGCCAGCACAUUCCCCAGGCUCAAAUAUCUAACAUGCAACAGAUGCAACAACAGAUGCCUCAGAUGCAGCCCAUGCCGAACCAAGGGCAGAUCCCUCAAGUGGCGAGUCAACAACCCCAGUUGCAACAGAUGCAGAUGCAACAGAUGCAGGGACAACCAAACCCUCAGCAAUUACACAUGCAACAAGCACAGAUACCCAGCAUGGGACAGAGCCACCAUUUGCAAAGUCAGCAGUCGAUUGGAGCCCAACAAGCUCAGCUGCAGCAUUUACCCAGCCAGGCUCAAAUACAAGCUCUGCAAAAUCAACAGCUUCCCAACCAUAUACAGCAAAUGCAAAUACCUCCGCAGUUGGCUAGUGCUAAUCAGCAGAUACCACAGAUGCAAACUCAAAUGCACCAGCUGCCAUCUCAGCCACAACAAUCUGUAGUGCCCGGCAUGCACCCUCAGAUGCAACAGCAAGGAAUGUCAGGGGUACAACAGCAAUACAAUCAAGCUGUCAGCCAGCAGCCUAGUGCUCAGCCCAUGAUAAGUACAAGCAUGGCCUCUUCUCAGCAGCAGAUGGUUCCUUCGCAGCAUACGGUCCCUCAGUACCACACUCAACAGUCACAGAUGAGCCAACAGGGCCAAACAUUGCCACAAGAGGUGCUCUCAAGUAUUGUCACAUCACAGCAAGGUGCAACUCUUCCCACUAACCUCCAGCCGAUGGCCACUCAACCCCAGGGCUCUACUUUGCCCGCGAAUCUCCAAAGCCUCGCUGGACAGCAACAGGCGACGACCGUGCACACCAUGGCUCCUCAGCAGGGGAGCGUGCCUCAAGGGAACUUGCAGAUGAUGACCACGGCGCCUCAGAAUAUGCAGAUGACUCUGGACGGGAAUCAGCCGAGUAUGCAGAUACCCGUCUCAGAUCCUAUAUUCAUGCAGCCGACGAACGUGGGACAACAGAUGCCGGUCGGGCAGCACAUGCCGCAGCAGAACAUGUUGCCGCAGCAGGUGGGUGGGCAGGCGCAGAUGGGCGGCGUGCAAUAUGUGCCCAACCAGCCCGUGUCGAUGGCGCACCAGAACAUUCCGAUGUCGAUGCAGCCGAGCAUGCCGGUGGGGAUGGGUGGCGCGGUGCACCCGAACGUGGUGCAGUCUCAGAGCAGCAUGGGGCUCGGGUACGGCGGCGUGGUGCCGGUCGAGGCGGCGGUGUCGGGCACCAACUCGCCGGUGGUGUCGUUGCCGGUGAGCUCCACCGCAUACGUGGCGAGCGCGCCGCAGCCGGGACACGAUAGCCAGGGCUUCGGCAGCCCCGUGAGUGCAGUGGUGCACGCGGUCAGUGGCGCUGUCAUGAGCAAUGUGAAUGUGAGUGCGUGUGAUAGUGGUGCUGGCGAGGUGACUGCCGACGCGCUGCAGGCGGGCGACACCGGCGACGGCAAGGAGGACCUCCAGCCACAACCCACCGCCGAUGAUGAAAGCAUCAGCGGGCUGGCGCUGGCACUGGGCGGCAGCGGCACCGGCAGCCCGUCGGCCGCGGCGGAGUCCCGCGACAACACCACCGCCUCGUCCCGCGCGCCGUCGCCGCCGCCCGCCGACAGGCAGCAACACUCCAGCGCAUCGGGCACUAGCGCGGUGGCCAUCGACAACAAGAUCGAGCAAGCUAUGGAUCUGGUUAAGAGCCACUUGAUGUUCGCGGUGCGCGAGGAAGUGGAAGUGCUGAAGGAGCGCAUCGCCGAACUGAUGGAGAGGAUCAACCAGCUGGAGGUGGAGAACACAUACCUGCGCGCGCACGCCAGCCAGGACACGCUCGCGCAGCUGCCCGCGGCGGGCAGCAAGCCGGCCGCGCAGGCGCAGGGCCCGCCGCCGCCCGUGUCGUAGGCCUGCAUGAGCCGCACGCUGGACCCGCUCCCGGGACACACUAUGGCUGUGCUAUGUUAAUGCGUAGGUUAACACGGAGUGGCACCGGUCGAGCGCCGAGGGUCGCGCCGAGUGCCCAGUAGCCUGCAACAGUACGCGGUGGCGCACCGGUGCCCACCGGUGGCGCAUCAGUACCGCACCGGUACUGCACCGGUAGCGCAUCGGUAGCGCACCGCAGCGCCGCGACGGCGCCUACUCUACUCUAUCACGCUUCGGAUACGUAGGAUUAUAUAUUUGCCGUGGUUAAUAUUUAGGGUGCAGAAUUUCGUGCUAACUGCCAUGCUUUUGCUACGCGUCUCUGCAACGAGUCUUAGUGUUUCGAUGUACGCAGUUUAUUUCCGUUCGGUUUAAAGUUUAAGUGUCGCUACCCGCGUAAUGUAUUCCAUUUAAGGUAACUCGUAAGAUGUGUGUUUGUACUAAAUGUAACGAAAUAGUUAAAUAUUCCUACGCAUUGAAGGACUGUGUGUUAAUUUAUUUCUUAUAUACAUGUAUUGUUUUUGUAAUUGUAACUAUUAAGUUAUUUAUGACAUUUUAGCAGUGUUUACGUUAUAUCGUGAAGUGAUUGUCACUCGCCGGUCUCGAGUCGCCGGACCGGACUAAUGUAAACCGUAGUGUGGAGUGUUUUCAUUUAGUUGAUACAUUAAUAAUGUUUAUGUGCACGGUGCACGCCCGCUCGCCCUCAUGGGGGUGAAUGAGUGCGCGUGCGCAUGUGUGUGCGAGUGUGUGACGUGUGGAGUGACCGAGCGCGAGUGGUUCGUUGUAGGUUAGAGUCGUUGCGAGAGAGUACACUCGUGCGAACGCUGGCUUUAGUGGAUUUUGCACACUGAAACUGAUAUAAAAGAUUUUUAUUCCAACCCUAUAUCGGUAAAUAGAGGUUAUAUAGCAAUUUAACAUUGUAUUUUUUUAAUAAUUAAAUUGUUUGUAUAUAGUACAAGUGUUGAUAGUGGCGCGCGUAGGAACGAUGUAUAUAAUGAGAGUAUGUGAUGAAAGGACCAGAUUCCGUUAGUGUCUGCCUUCGAGAGGAUUGAAUCCCUGAGAAACUUUAUUAUAUCUAAAAUGUAUAAGUUAAUAUUCGCUGUAUUUAAUGUAGCUACGUUGUUUAACUGUAAACAGCAGAACAAAGUGCGCUGAUGACUGACCGUUGGAUUGUGUUACUGUGAGUGCGGACCGAGCACAGCCGCGUGCCGUCACGGGUCCGGCGCGGAUCCGUCACGGCACAGACACGGCACGACAUGGAACGGUCACGGACCGCCCGCCAGUCUUCGCUCGCAGUCUAAUAGAUAAUACUUAGUGUUUUGUACAAGGCUACUAAAUGAAAUAUGUGUAUAGAUGAGUUUCAUUAGCUCUUCGUGGUUAUUGUGAAUAUACAGUAAUUUACUCCUAAAGCAUUACCCUAGUUCUAGAUUAUACGAACUAUAUGAUAUAAUACUGAAAAUUGUAAAUAUAUUGUAAACAGAAAAGUCCAUUGUAGCUUAUGUUGACCACAAAGGUUCCUCAUACCCAAUAAAUGCAAAACUACUCAAAA
Molecule: messenger RNA, 4924 nt
Organism: Manduca sexta (tobacco hornworm)
Lineage: Eukaryota; Metazoa; Arthropoda; Insecta; Lepidoptera; Sphingidae
Product: protein bunched, class 2/F/G isoform
Exons: 4
Coding region: 253-3360 (1035 amino acids)
Biological process (GO): regulation of transcription by RNA polymerase II
Source: RefSeq, a predicted model, not a curated record